GGUUCUUGGGAGUUCUCCGGGCUUUGCGCAGGGGCCUGUCGGGGAGGGCUGGAGUGAGGGUGGGUUAUCGCUGCCGAGGCCUGGGUGCGUCCGCAUCGCGGUCUCCCGGGUGCGCAGUACUUCCGGCCGGGGCCGCGGGCCCUGGUGUGCGUGGGCUGCGCGGUGCUGUGUACCUUUCCGCUCCGCGGCCGCCCUCCUUUAAGUGUGUGUGGUGUCGCGGUGUGAUGCGCGUAACAGAAAGACUGUGUGCCUGAGUCUACGCGGAGCCAGCCUUCCUGGGGCCCGGGCUGGGACCGCGUUCGGCCUGUGGCUAAGGCGCGGCCCACAGCGCUGGGUGUGUGGCAGCCCGGCUCCUGCUCCGGGCUUCGCCUGGGGCCUGCCCUGCCAUCCCAGCCACCAGAUGCGCGGAGCCACGAAGACGGGCCUUUCACACCCAAAAGUAACCACUGUCCUGACUCCCAGCACCAUAGCUGAUCUUGCAUCGUUGAUGGAUAACACAUAUGAGAGAAAGUUGCCUGUGAGUUCUUUAACAAUAUCACGGUUUGUGGACAACAUUUCGUCUCGAGAGGAAGUAGACCAUGCAGAGUAUUACCUUUACAAAAAACGAGUAACUCUGGAUCUAGAAAGGGACCCAAGGAGGUUAUCUACAUACAGUUUGCUUGAUCCUGGCGAGUUUAACUACAGAGGAGGCACUGGGGAGUUUUUCAGAUUUCGACACAGCCCCAACUGCUGGUACCUGCGAGACUGGACAAUCCACACCUGGAUCAGGCAGUGUCUAAAGUAUGGUGCGGAAGACAAAGCCUUGCACACCGUUCUAAACAAGGUUCAAUAUGGAAUUUUUCCAGAUAACUUUACAUUCAAUUUAUUGAUAGAUUCUUUCAUAAAGAAAGAAAAUUUCCAAGAUGCUUUGUCUGUGGUUUUUGAGGUCAUGUUGCAAGAAGCCUUUGACGCGCCAUCCACCCAGCUUCUGUCUCUCUAUGUUUUAUACCACUGCCUGGCCAAGAAGACAGACCUCAAUUGGGAAGAGGAGCGGAACUUUGGUGCAGCCCUGUUACUUCCAGGCCUAAAGCAACAGAACUCAGUGGGUUUGAGUUCCCAGUUAUAUGGCUACGCACUUCUUGGGAAGGUGGAGCUGCAGCGAGGACUGCGGGCCGUGUACCACAACAUGCCUCUGAUGUGGAAGCCAGGCUACCUGGACAGAGCCCUGCAAGUGAUGGCGACGGCCGCCUCCUCCCCUGAAGACAGAAAGCUGUGCAGAGAAGCGCUCGACGUGCUGGACGCUGUGCUGAAGGCUGUGACGUCCCCAGCCGCCGAGGCCUUGGAAGAGCAGCCCCAGGAAGGCGAAGGCACGCUGGGCCCAGCCCACCUGGUGGAGCAGUUAGACAUCGAGGAGACCGAGCAGUCCAAGCUUCCCCAGUACCUGGAGCGCUUUCAGGCCUUGCAGGCCGAGCUCCAGGCCCUGGGCAGAGUGGAAUCAGAAAGCCUUGUGACUCUGACCACCCAGCUGGUCAAGGAGCAGCUCCCCAGCUGCGAGGCCGAGGACCUGGCCACCUACGAGCAGAAACAGCAGCAGUGGCGGCAGGAGCAGGUGCAGCUGAUCCAGAGGGAACAGGAGCAGCGGGAGAAGGCGAGAAAGGAGCACCAGGCCCGGCAAGCAGCAAAGGCUUCUGCGUGACAGGCCGUGGGCCCCCCCUCCAGCAGCUCCUCAGUGCCCGGGCCGGAGGGCGGCAGCAGGGGGCUACGGCCUCUGUGUGACAGGCCGUGGGCACCCCCACCCCCACCCCCAGCAGCUCCUCAGUGACUCGGCCCAGGGGGUGGCAGCAGGGGGCUACGGCCUCUGUCUGCGUGACAGGCCACAGCCCCCCACCCCCACCCUGCCAGCAGCACCUCAGUGACCCAGCCCAGGAUGCGGCAGCGGGGGGCAGCAGCCUCAGCUUCCUCCUCAAAGCUUCUCCUGCUCUAACGCAGACACCUGUGUCCCACUGUCAAGAGGCUGUCACUACCUGUCCACAAGCCACCGAAGCCACCAGCUCUACCUGUAGGGGGCUCUUGGGGCUUUCUGUGGGGGUCCAGGGGCACCAGAGGCAAUUUUCAGCUUUGAAAAUCCCAGCACCUUCCUGGUGGUAGGAGAAGGUAAGGCUGAGAGCCGGGUCUCCCAGCCCAGGCACGUGAGACCAGGUGCAGUGCGCAUGCCGACGCCUGUGCCCUGAGCCGCCUCGCCAGCGCUGAGAGCCGGCUAGGGUGUGCAUACACACCCACGCUCUGCCUUCCACCACACCUCCCUCUCCGGACCUGCCCUGGGAGAAGUGCAGGAGUAAACCCAAUAGCACGAACCCUGUGGACUUCCAGGUGUAGGCACCCACAGUGACGUUUUUAGAAUGGAAGGGCUCUUGAGAAAGCCAGUCCUGGCUAGGACACCUUCGUCAACACUGGGGUCACUUUUUCCAAAGCUUUGUAUCAGCACAAUGAGCCGCUGGUGCACAUGCACACACGCACAACCUGUGAAUGCCAAGCUGGAGACAGCGAGAUGGGCACGGGGCUAUGAGGACUGUCGGGACGGCAAGUGCCCUGAGUUUGCCCCUCUGUGACACGGGCCAGGGCCGCUGCCCGCCGUGUCCUGUUGCCGGGAAGUGCAGUGCCAGCUUUCCCUCAGGCCUGUGCUCUUCUGUCGAGAACCUGUGGAAAUAAAUGUGCUGGCAUUG
Messenger RNA from Oryctolagus cuniculus (rabbit), 2702 nucleotides. It is a transcript of the gene MRPS27, whose product is annotated as mitochondrial ribosomal protein S27. The record is from RefSeq and is a predicted model, not a curated record. Lineage: Eukaryota; Metazoa; Chordata; Mammalia; Lagomorpha; Leporidae. Gene Ontology annotation, cellular component: mitochondrion. Gene Ontology annotation, molecular function: protein binding.